CGGCGCUGGGCGAGCGUUGUUCCAGUCAGUCAGUCGUAAGAUGGCGUUCUCGCUGCUGCUGCUGCCGCUGCUGCUCGCGGCGCCGGGACUGGCCAAAGUUCAGUACAAGGUCCACUGUUCAGAUGACACCAUGCAAGUGGAACUCCUUAUGACUGAGUCAAUGGGUGCUGUAUACUUAGAACAACUGAAACAUUAUCCUAAUCCAGCAUGCCAUCCAGAAACUGAAGGCAAUAAAUUGACUUUCAAUUUGUCAUUAAGUGAUGUUUACCAGUGUGGAGUGACUCGAGUGACAAAUGAAAUUACUGGACAAAAAAUAUAUUACCAUCGAAUUAUAGUUGAAAUGACAUCUGAAGAGCCAAAAGAAGUGAUUUUGGCAAAGUGUAUUGUGAAUUCGCAAGUGAACCACACCUUGACUAGGAGAAGUGUGCUGCCUGUGGGCUUUCAAGAAGCAGAUGCCUUAGAAGUGAGCUAUACUUUUGAGCAGAAAGUUGAAGCACCAACAUUAGGAGUUGGUGUUCGUCAAGGAGGGCAACUUGUAACUGGAGAGUUGAAUGUGAAUCCAGGGACACCGUUGCAAAUGGAAAUAUAUCUCGAUAAAGCCACUGCUCCAGUAUAUGGUCUUCUAGUCAGUUACAUGAUGGUAACAGAUACAAAAUCUCAGGAUGAGACUAUUAUUUUCAAUGGUUGCUCAGUUGACACAUACUUAUUUGAAAACUUCAAUACAGUUGAUGGUGAUUUUCUGUCAGCAAAAUUCAGAGCAUUCAAGUUUCCUCAGUCAACCUAUGUUGAGUUUAAGGGGACAGUGAAUGUCUGUCUUGAUAAAUGUCGUGGUGUGGAAUGUAGCAAUGGUCAAAUAGGGUAUGGACGAAGGAAACGAGAAGUGCCUACUAUGGCACCUGAUCCAAACAAAGUAUUUGAAAUAACAAUGACAACAUUCAUUAAAGUUGAUUAUGAAGAAGAGGAAGUUGCUGACAAAGGUCAAGCUCCAGUCCCAGAAUUUAAGGUGAAAAAUGACACAAAGACACCACCCAAGAAGAUGAAUUCAUUUUACAAUGCUGAGCCAAAAACUCUUCUACAGCUUGAAAGUGAAGACAUUAGGGAUGAUGUAAAAUACAUUUUAAUCAAUGAAAAGAAUGGCGCUAGUAUUUUCACCUGUUCACUGAUUUUUGUCUCAGUAAUUGUGCUUCUCCUCUAAUGUGCUCUUGUUUCUCAAGUAUGUUAGACAGAGACAUCAUCACCGAAAAAGUUUUUUUCACAGUUUUUAAAUCACAGUACACUGUAUGUCCAGCAAUAUCACCUUCAAGAUGAAGGCCCAAGGAAACACAGACAGUCCAUCAGUUAGUCAGUCAGUGAGUCACCAGUUCAUAAUUAGCAGAAGAACUGUCAGGAAAAUGUAAUUCAUUGACAAUUAAUGUGCACUGAAAGUGACUGACUGGUAAGCCUAAUGAAAACUGCCUAAAUUUUCCAAUAACAUGAAUGAAAAAAGCCAUAUCAGCUUUCAAAUAUUCCCAGGUUGGUUAACUACUGUAGAUCCAAAUUAAAAAAAAAAAAAACAUUCACUAUGCAAAUACUUGAGUGAGAAUAGUUUUUUACAUACUGAGACAAAAUCAAAAAAAUGUUUAAUUAUUACACAAGAAUACACUUUCUGCCUAAGUUUCACAACUAUUUAUUUUACACAACUGAAGUUUCAAGUUUGAAGUCCUUUUUAAAAUGUGUCUUCGUGUGUAAUAAUUACGAUGUUUCACGAAGACAAACAAUAAACUCAGUUUUUUUUAAUUAUGUGAAAUAUAUUGGGCUUUGCUCUGUGAUGAUGAAAAAGUAAUGUGCCAUUUAUCUGUACUGUGAUAUUUUUCAUAUUGCAAAGUUAUCUCAAAAACAAUAUUAUUGAAAUAGAGCAGAUGGACAGUGCACACUUGGUAUCACCCCUCAUUAUAAGACAUCUUGAAGGCCACUCAGAAAAAAUGUUCAAAUGUGUGUGAAUUCCUAUGGGACCAAGGCCACUCACGCUGAACAUCUGAGACACGGAAAUCACUAAAUGAAGACAAUAUGUUGUUAUUUAUUUUGAUGAAGGAGAAGAUAAUCUGUGUGAUGGAUGGAAGUUAUCAUAAGGCUGUGACAAUACAAACAUGUCUGAAAUUUAGACCCCGCAAGAUUUUCUUCUUACUAUCUUAAACGUGUUGUGAUGUUUUCAGUGUGAGUCUAUUCUUAUGUGAUGUGUUUGUAAUCCUGAUAAAUCACAUCGUCUUUCUUUGCAUGUUGCUUUUAUAGUUCCUUUUAUGAAGACUUACUUGCUUCAGUUUUGUGGAGUAAUGUUUAUACUUCAGUAACAUUCAUACAUUUUUCCAUCUCUAGGAUGUUUUUCCCCCUUCUUCUAAGAACUCAGUUAUUGAACAAAAUUUUUAACAAAUUUAGUAAUUACAUAUUAAAUUUCUACCUUCUGGUAGGUACAGUAUAUUAAGAAAGGAUUGGAAAUGCCAGGCUUACCACUACUAAUUUCAAGUCAUUCAAUAAUCAUGACAAUAAAUUAAAUACUCUAUGCUACAUCAGAAAUAAAUCACUGGUUCAUAACAAGGGACCAAAACUGAUAAAACAUGUUAUGCCAAUUACAUGAACUAUUAAUUACAUAUGUAUAUUUUUAAUGUUAAUUUACCAUACAGUGCACUUUUUCAUACAUAAACAAAAAUAUGUAAAAAAGUUAACCAAUGAAAAUCAAGGUUGCGCUUCCCAACAAAUGUUAACUACAUGGAAGACAGUCUCAAAACACAGGCCCUUCAAGUCCUUAUGUUGCCCACAGUUUUAAUCUCUCAGGAAGAUUCAUAUGUUACUCAACAGAGUUCAUUUGCUUAUAGAGUGGACGAUUUAUGGAUAUGCUAUAAGUCUCUGAUACAGCUGGCUUAAGUUGUUUAUUUUCGAAUAUAACCCUCAUCAUUCAUCUGAGAAUGUUCUUCUAUACAGACUUUUUACUGGAUGCAAUCACAGAUUACAAUGGCCUUUAAGUUAAUGAUGCACUAAAUAUCAUCAGUUCUAUUUAUAUGAGACAAGGAAUGCAAUGAAAUAAACAUGCAGUUCAUCUGGAACUGUAUUUCUCUGGUAGUCUCAAUUAAAUCCUUAAUAAUACUUGAAUAUUUCUGAAGCCCAAUUUCCCUUUUUAGCCUGUUUUUCAGAAUAGUUUCUGAAAUGAUAUGUUGAUCAUGGUGCUUUUUGAUUUUACUUUAGAUUUGGCCUUGACAUGUAGGGCCUACAUGUCAGCAGCUAUUUGGAAUCAACUAACUCUUGAAGUUACAAUGUGUGAGCUAGGUACCUUUGCUAGCAUGUUGAGAGUGCUAGUAACAAACACCACCCUGAUACAGCACAGUAUUAACCUUGUGAAAUGAGCUGGAUAAUCUCAUAUGGCCUUAGGGUGAGCUAAAGCUUAGAUUUAUAGCAUGCAAUACCAGAAAUAAUUCACUAAAACCAAAUUUGACUCAUAUAUACAGCUGUAAAAAGGGAAAAAACUUUUAAAAAACCUGAAACAGUCCUACAGCAGUAAGAAAAUGUUCACUUUAAUCAUUUUUACACUUAGUUGCUAUUUACCCUGUAACAUUGAUAUUAUGAGAAAUGUCAAUUAACAGUUUACAUAAUAAUGCAAUGACAGUUCCACAUGUUUUGAAUUCUGACACAUUUCCUAAUAGUAAGGCAGUUUCUUCAUUCAACUCCUCUCAUUGUAAUGCCUUUAGUUAUAAAAUAUUGACUUUCAAACUGCAUACUAGAAUGCAGUAUCAAAGCUGUCAGAGAACCAUCUGUACAGAUUACAUUAUGCAUUGCAUUAAAAUAUCUAUUUGUAUCUGUUACCAUUGUGAAUUAUCAACCUCAUAGCUUUGGCAUCCAGAGCAGUUCCAAGAAAAUCAUAUUUUCUUGUUAGUGGCUAUACCUGUCCUAAUAACUAAAUCCACUGCAGUGGCUACUUUUGACUAUUAUUUGUACAUUUAGCAACUCUGUCAAAUUGGUGUGCUUGCAAGCAUGUUAUUCUAGGAAUUUUAAUCUCAUAGUAAAUUACUGCCACGAAACAUGUUUUAUUGCAGAGCUCUUCUUGGACAUAUUCAUUUGAAUUUGAACACUUUCAAAUUCCUAUUUGGUUUUUCUGACCACAGAUGAAGUUACAUUACUCUCAGUUUCUGGUAUAUUAAUCUGGCAUUCACAGUGAUCUCUAUCUGAUGAAGUGAAAGGACAUUAUGGCUGUCAAACUUUUACAGUGUUUCUAUUAGUAAAACUAUACCGUUGGGUCUUUUUUUUAUGUAACUUCACAUUUCGUAUUCAUUUUCAUUUUCUUAUGCUUCAUAGUUUUGUGAAGAAUUAUACUCAAAUACCUUUCAAAAUGGUAUUUCAUGUCACCUUAGGCUAGUUCCAGUUAUGAUGCAGUGUCACACAAUCCUCUUCAGAAAGCUAGUUCUUUGCUUUUCCAAAAUGUAUUGUAUGCUGUAAAAGAGUGCUUCACAUUACUGUAAAUUACUUAUAUGUUCACAUUAAGUUAGACUUUACCUAAUUUGAUGGAAUUUGACAAUAUUUUACUUUCAACUGUGCUGUAAGCUAUCACUAUCUUUAAACAAAAUAUGUAUGUCUGAUUCACAGCAUUUUGUUAAGUUUAUAAAUUGUCUUAUAAUGGUUGACUGAUGAUGAUAAAUGAAUUUAAUUUGCUGGGAUGAGCUUAAGGUAUUAUAUCAGAAUAUGGAAAUACUGAAACUAUUAUGGUAAAAUGCUCAAUCUUGAAUGAGUAAUUGUAGUUGCAAAAGUGUAUGUGAGUAUGUAUUGGUAGGAAUUCUGUAAUGACAGAUCUUUCAUGAUAUGAAGAUAAUGUUAACUUAGACAUUGCUUGGGAAUAUGAAAAUGUACAUGCUCAUUUGUGAGCUUAUUAUAAGAUAUGAAAUGCAAGGCAGUCUAUUUGUGUCAUGAAAACUGCUUCUGAAUUAUUUAUAGAGUAAGAUAUUCUCAUACAUGAAAAUGUGAAAAUACUUUUCCUACUACUUAUGGUAAUUUGAGAGUUAAUAAUGUCAUUGUUAAUUUCUCCAUUAUGUAACUUCCAAUUUCACUGACUCAUUAAUAUCACAUCUCAUAUUUUAUUAUUUCACAAUGCAGGCAAUGUACAUGUUGUUUUAAAUGGAAGAAAUUGGAUUUUGCAUUUGGAGGAUUGCUCUAACACAAGAAUCAUGGCAUAAACAUAGUCUUCAGACAUAUUAAUGUUAUGCUUUAUUGUGUCAGACCACUUAAUGAUUUACACAAAUAAAAAGAAUCGCUUAAAAUAAAACCAAUUGCUUAUUA
Schistocerca cancellata (South American locust) is the source of this 5295-nucleotide messenger RNA. RefSeq lists its product as uncharacterized. Lineage: Eukaryota; Metazoa; Arthropoda; Insecta; Orthoptera; Acrididae. The transcript has 8 exons. The coding region runs from base 41 to 1195 and encodes 384 amino acids. The record is from RefSeq and is a predicted model, not a curated record.